CCCCACUUGGGUGUAUAUAUGACCAAACUUCUCUUACAGAAAGCAGACACUUGUUGCUUUUAACCUGAUCAGUCAGAGAUUGUAUUGGGCGUUACUGUGAGAGCGUGGGCUCCAGACAAAAAUUUGCCUUUUAGGCACUGGAGAUAUGAACACCAUCGACGCGCAGAUCCAUAACAAUAGUAACGCUGCUGUCAGCCCUUUCCAGCAACUGCCAAAAAACGCGCACGAGACACCGGAUAUGGCCGUGUAUUGUGACAACUUCAGUGUUUACCACCAACAGAGUCUACCUGCGGCGCAGAGACCAGCGGGCUACGGCCUGGGGGACUACGCAACCCCAAACCCAUACCUGUGGCUCAGUGGACCCAGUGUCAACUCGUCUUCGUCUUAUAUACAUGGCAACAACAGCCCCUCAUUCAUCCCUCCGGCUUACGGCUCUCAGAGGCAAUAUCUCACCAACUCCUCCGGAUUCGCCGGUCCGGACCUGGGCUGGCUCUCCAUCGCGAGCCAAGAGGAACUUUUAAAGCUCGUGCGCCCGCCUUACUCGUACUCAGCUCUGAUAGCCAUGGCAAUACAGAACGCGCACGAGAAGAAGUUAACUCUGAGCCAGAUAUAUCAAUAUGUGGCGGAUAAUUUCCCGUUUUAUAAGAAAAGUAAGGCGGGAUGGCAGAACUCCAUCAGACACAACCUUUCCCUGAAUGACUGCUUUAAAAAAGUGCCGCGGGACGAAGAUGACCCAGGAAAAGGAAACUACUGGACUCUAGACCCCAACUGUGAAAAGAUGUUUGACAACGGCAACUUUCGUAGAAAAAGGAAGCGCAGGUCUGAUUCCAGCACAGGUGCUGCCAACAACACAAAACCGGAGGAGGAUCGACAGCUCGCAGGGAUCAAACCCACCGACAGCCCUCACCUCACCGGACCCGCAUCUCCUGACACUGACGCGGCCACUGACAGCCACAAGGGCGCGUCUCCUGCAGGCCUUGCGAGCGCUCCGUGCUUCAACAAUUUCUUCAACAGUAUGUCAGCCUUAAGCUCGUCCUCAGCUCCGACUAGCAGACAAGGCUCUCUGGGGCUGGUAAACGAACUUUCAAGCCGAAAUAUCAGCGCCUUGAGCCCGUACCACGUCAGCUCAGCACCUGACGCAGGUGGAGCGAGUGAGCUGCAGGACAGCGUGCACAUGAACCGUGGAAUGUACUGUAACUCUUUUACCGGCGGCCAGAGCGCGCAGUUCAACGGACACUUCUACAACAACUUCAGUGUGAACAGUCUCAUCUACCCUCGAGACGGGACGGAGUUAUAAAUCUGUCGUGAAGACAUAUGACGCGUAUGUUUUCUAAUAAGAAAAAAAAAAAAAGAAUUAUUAUUUCAACACUGUGUAUGGGCUGCUGAAAUGCGACAGGCCUUAUAAGCAGAUAGCAUUCAUUUAAACGCGACAUUUACGCACUGACAGCCACCACAUGAGUAAAAUCUGGUGUAAAACACUGGUCAAAACACAUUUUAUUCUGUGAAAAAUCUUUUGACUUAUGCAUUUGGAUUUUGAUGUCUUAUUUUAACAGAUUUCCAUAUUAUGUGUCAGAUUUUUGAUCAUGCACUAAUUUAAAUACGUUUAUCAUUUGAAUUCAUAAUAGUCUUAAACAGUAGUUUGAUGGAGGGAUUGCCUUGGUAUUCAUGAUUGCCAAGAUUCAGUAUUGUCCAGUAUCGUUCUGUGUCUCAUUUUUUUUUUCUUUCUAUUGUGUAUUUUUUGUAAAUGCAGUUGUUUUGUUAUAUACACUUGUUUUUUUUUUUUUUUAACUAUUUAUAUUAAGUUAUGUAUCUUGCAGUGUCCUUUAAGGAGAGAAAUAUGUGGUCUGGUAAGCUACUAUGAAUGGUUAAAAUGAAACUUUUACCUUCAAGGUAAGGUAAUAGGUGAAUUAACAAAUGUCAUCCUGCCACAAACUCACUUGAUUUUUAAAUGAUAUUUCAUAGGUGAUGAUCUUUACACACAGAUAAAAGUCACUACAUUUAUUAUUUUUCUGCAGUUUCUGCAAAACAUACAUUUUUAAAG
This is a messenger RNA of Cyprinus carpio (common carp), 2041 nucleotides long. Its product is annotated as forkhead box protein I1c-like. Gene Ontology annotation, molecular function: DNA-binding transcription factor activity, RNA polymerase II-specific; RNA polymerase II cis-regulatory region sequence-specific DNA binding. Gene Ontology annotation, biological process: regulation of transcription by RNA polymerase II; anatomical structure morphogenesis; cell differentiation. The record is from RefSeq and is a predicted model, not a curated record. Lineage: Eukaryota; Metazoa; Chordata; Actinopteri; Cypriniformes; Cyprinidae.